GAAGCUUGGGCAGGAAGGGCAUUCCUGCUCAGGAUCUAGCUUGGGUAUGAAGUUCUUCACCAUGGUCAUCCUGGCCGGCAGCGUCCUGCCCGAGGCCCGCAGCAGCCUGCUUAACCUGAAGUCCAUGGUGGAAGGCAUCACGGGGAGGAACGCCAUCCUCUCCUUCGUGGGCUACGGCUGCUACUGUGGGCUGGGAGGGCACGGGCUGCCCAUGGACGAGGUGGACUGGUGCUGCCACGCCCAUGACUGCUGCUACCAGAAGCUCUUUGACCUGGGCUGUCACCCCUAUGUGGACCACUAUGAACACACCAUAGAGAAUAAUACUUCGGUCAUCUGUAGUGAGCUCAACGAGACGGAGUGUGACAAGCAGACAUGCGAAUGUGACAAGAGCGUGGUUCUGUGUCUCCGGAACCAGACGUACAACGAGAAGCAUCGCAACUAUCUGAACAUCUACUGUCAGGGUCCCACGCCCAACUGCAGCAUCUAUGAGCCCCCUCCGGGGGAGGUGGCCUGCAGACACUUCUCCCCUGCUCCCCCCGCACCUCCCUAGUGCCCUCUGGGGACCAGACAGAUGCAGGGGGAGGUGGGGAUGAGACCGGGAGCCUGGGGGACUGCCUGGCUGCUUCUUCCCUGGAGCCUCCCCACCCCCCAGGAGAUCAGCCCCAGAGGACUCGGGAAGGCCUGUGGCCCCCAGGCUCAUCCGGCCCAACCCUGAGCGUGGCCGUGGCCCGCUGCGUGAGUCCUUGACUUGGCAGGGACGUCUCCUGUGUAUGGAAGGCAGGGCCUGAGAGAGAAGAGGUGGGGGUCCUCUGAGGGGGGCCCCUGGCCCUGGCCCCAGGCUGACUUCCUCAGCCUGGCCCUCAAGGUGGGACCCUGAGGCCUUAGACACCAAGAUCCUGAGCUGCGGGCACAGCCCCAGAGCUUGGUGUGUCCUCAGACAGGUUCCCAGACCAACAGCGUGCUGGUCCCAAGGCCUGGGCUCUGGAGGCCUCUUGGCUGCUCCUAGGCAAUAACUCAGGGUGAUCCUUGCUUUUUCUCUAGAGCCCCAGGGUGGGUGGGUGACCCAGAGUCCAGGCCCAGACUUCACAGGAUGGCCACAGUGCUUAGCCUUUCAGCCCCCAACUCUGGCCUCAGGGCAGUCUCCAGGGCACUGACAGAACCCGCAUCCUCAGCGGCACGCCCCUCGGUGCAGGGUGACCAAGACGGGGGCACAAAUAUGUCCCCCAGCACUCACAGGUCUUCCCCCGCCUCCCUGCUGAGCCGGCCCUGCAACACUGCAUGGCUCUGAGGAGCACCCAAACCCAGGCUCCUGGGACCCUAACCGAUGUGAGGGGACAGGGCCGUUCCCCCUCCUGGCUCCCCCCACCCCGCAGCAGCUAGGCCAGUGGGUGGAAAGACCCCAGACCCCUCUCUCCCUGGCAGGGAGAGGCGAGGCUGCACCCUGGGGUCAGAAGCCCUCUCAAUGGGGAGGAGGCCGAGGGCUGGGACCCACCUCCAUGAAGGGGGAAACAAAGGCAGGAGGGACCAGGUCCAGGUAGGAGGCUGUGGGGAAGAUUCAGGAAGGCAGCGGGGAGGGAGCCACAUGCUGAGGGAAGGGAGGGGAGAAGGCAGGACAAGGUGAGGCGUCCAGACCAGAGUGGUCUGGGCAGGAGAAGCGGGCUAAAGGAACCUGGGGCGCAGGGCCCCCCUUGGGCCCAGGUUCCCAUUUGGCCGGGGGCUUGUGGGCAGAGGUGGAGGAGGGUCAGCCUCUGCGGGGCCAGCUUUCUGGACCCUGCGCCAGCUCUGCUGUUUCUCCAGGUGCGCCCUCCCCUGUCCCGCCUGCCUCACCUCUUGACCUCAAGCUCAGCGGCCUCCAAGAAGCCAGCAUGCCCUGCGUCACCCUGAGGACCCACUGGCAUAGCACUGUGACCCACCUGGACACCAAGAACAGCCGCCAGGAGCUUGGCCCGCCCUGCCAGGACCCUGUAGACCACUGUCCCCAGGGAUGGUCCAGAAAGCCAGAGGCGAGAGGGGCAUGGGGGUGGGAAGAGAAUGUCUACCCCCCAAAUGGCAGGACUGGGCAGAAGCCUUGCCCAGCUGCAUCUUCUAGAACACCGGGCUUGGGGACUGAGGAUGAAGCUGUUGGUUGGCGUUGGCUGUCACUAUGCGUGGGAGGAGACCCUUCCACCACUCACCUCCCGCUGACUGGCGUGGCCUGGUGGCUGUGGUCCCCUGUGAGCCUCAUCACUGACAUCUUCCAGCUAAUGAACUACCCUCUCCUGGCCAUCUUGGGCGGGCCCAUUAUCUCUGAACCAGAGCCCCCACCAAGCCAGGGGUGGAGUCACGAUGGGGCACCCAGAGUCCCCACUGGAGGUGGGGUGUGCAGAAGCCUUCGCCCCUCACCCGUGGGAGCCCAGCUUUCUGGCUGCGCCCCUCUAGCUUGCACAAACCUGCACUCCGGAGAGUUUGGGCCCAUGUGUUGGGACGAGAUUCUGCUGCCAAGUCUUGCCUGCCCCACCCCCCGCCUUGCUCCGGCCUGUCCAGGAUGCUGCACCCCAGAGACACUCCAUAGGACUCAGCAACCCCUCCUCAAUCUAA
Messenger RNA from Callorhinus ursinus (northern fur seal), 2577 nucleotides. RefSeq names its product phospholipase A2 group IIF (gene PLA2G2F). Lineage: Eukaryota; Metazoa; Chordata; Mammalia; Carnivora; Otariidae. Gene Ontology annotation, biological process: arachidonate secretion; phospholipid metabolic process; lipid catabolic process. Gene Ontology annotation, molecular function: calcium ion binding; phospholipid binding. The record is from RefSeq and is a predicted model, not a curated record.